Molecule: messenger RNA, 1941 nt
Organism: Rasamsonia emersonii CBS 393.64
Lineage: Eukaryota; Fungi; Ascomycota; Eurotiomycetes; Eurotiales; Trichocomaceae
Product: Chromatin assembly factor 1 subunit A
Exons: 4
Coding region: 1-1941 (646 amino acids)
Biological process (GO): nucleosome assembly
Cellular component (GO): CAF-1 complex; nucleus
Source: RefSeq, a predicted model, not a curated record
AUGGACGUGUCAGUCGAAUCGAGCGCACCAGUUCCCUCCCCCCUGGGCCCGUCGUUUCCCUCCUCCCCGACCAAUUCGAGGAAGCGGACGUUCGAUGAAGUCCACAAUGACGAUGGUGCAGAAGCCAGAAAGAUCCAGCGUUCCGACCAGGAGGAAAAUCAGGAGAAUUGGGCUCCGUCGGAGCACGAUCAAGCGACUGUCGAGAAGCCUGCUCCGACCGAUAUCUGCCCGCCUGCAUCAACCGUAAUGCCGGAGAACAACAAAGAUGGCCAUCCUCCCCCCUCUUCUCCACGCGCAGAACAGAAGAAGGAAGGUUCUGAGAAUUCUGCAUUGGCGACGUUAUCCGCAGCAGACACGAAUAUGCCGGUCCCAACUCCUUCUACACCGCAACAUUCCGCUGCCAGCAGUGCGAACAACCCCGCUAAGAAGCGUAAACUCUCUCCUGCCAGCAAAGAGGCCAAACGGCUAGAGAAGGAAGAAAAGGAGCGUUUGAAGCAGGAAGAGAAAGCCAGGAAGGAGGAAGAGAAGCGCAUAAAAGAAGAGGAGAGGAAGAAACGGGAGGCCGAGCGUGAGGAGGAGCGAAAGAAGAGGGAAGAGAAAAGGAAGCAAAAAGAAGAAGAGAAGAUGGCGAAGGAGGAGGAGAAGCGGAGGAAAGAAGAGGAGAAGUUGAAGAAAGAAAGGGCCCAAAUGAAACUGAGUGCUUUCUUUACGAAACCUACUACCACCACCACCGCCGUCAGCAGUAGUAAUGCAGAGUCUUCAACGGGCGAGGCGGCUGGCUCGACCUCUGCAGACAAGGAGCCUGAGAAGGUCUUGUCUGACUAUGAGAAGGAGUUUCCAGAGUUCUUUGUGCAAUCGCAUACAAAGCUAGCACCCCAACACCGGUUCGAACGUGAUCUCGAGGCUACAGAGCACAUUUGCCGGAAGCUCGAUGCACUGCUGAAAGGCAAUGUCGAGGGUCUUCCAGUUCCUCACUCUUUUCGGGGAUCGGAGAUGUUCAAGAUUAUUCCGUAUCGACGUCGCAGGGGGCGGAAUGUUAUGCCGGUGAAGGAAAUUAUUACAAAAAUCCAGAAUUAUGUUAAUACUAUUGACCUGACCGGGGAGUCUUCCAAGACUCAAAAUCCGAUGGAGCUACUCAAAAAGGUCACGAUGAAGACCUUGAAGUUCGGGGAAGACGUCCGUCCCCCUUACCAGGGCACUUUCACGAAGCCACUGCCCGCCGCGACAGCCGUGAAACUGUGCAAAAAACCAAAUUCUCGGGCAUUGCCGGAUACGAAUUAUGACUAUGACUCGGAGGCCGAAUGGGAAGAACCGGAAGAAGGGGAAGACUUGGACUCGGAAGGAGAAGAGGAAAUCAGCGAGGAUGGCGAUGACGACAUGGAAGGGUUUCUGGACGACAGUGAAGACCCCCAGGUCGACGGAAGAAGACGGCUCAUCGUGGGCGACUUGGAGCCGGUCUGUACUGGCAUACGCUGGCAGGAGGACAGCGAGUCGGACCCGGAGAUGCAAGCAUACCGAAUGGAGAUCAUAUCAGAUACGGUUCGGUAUCCCAUUGAUCCAUUUUCUACGGCUUACUGGCCGAAACCCAAGGCCGUGGAACAGGCGGCAGCCAAGGGAUCCCUGGCAGCGCCGGGGACAUCUGCUCGCACGACCCUGCAUGCGUACUCCACGAAUCCGCAGUCAUCCCUUGCGCCCCCUACGCAUUCCCUUGCGAGUACGGAGGCGGCGACAUCGGGGAAGGCUAAACGGGCGUUUCCUCCGGAGCAGCUUGACGAGUUUAAGCAGGUUGUUGAAGGGAGCGACCUGACGAAGACGGGGUUGAUCGAGGUGUUGAAAAAACGGUUCCCUAAAGUGUCGAAGGACGUGUUGAAGGACACGCUCCAUCAGGUGGCGGAGCGAGUUGGGCAGAAGGAAUCGGAGAAGAAAUGGGUGUGCAAGUGA